AUGAUUAAUGCCUUAUUUUUAAAACUCUUGCAGUGUAAACCAGGCCUAACAGUUGAAGAAUUCUCAGACAUAGUCCAGUACAGCAAAACAUGUAGAGAACAAACAGGCGUACCAGUGGAAAUGAUGCCAAAAGUCUUGGUUGGAUUUUUCGAAGACGAUCCAAGACUAAAAGCCCAACUUUUCUGCAUGAUUAAGAAAAUGGGCUUGCAAGAAGAUAAUGGAGAUUUUAAUAUAAAGGGAAUAAGACAAAAAUUGAAAUCCUUUUAUACCGAGCAGAAAGAUAUGGAUGAGUGUGUUGGACCAACUAAUAUUCAAAAAAAAAUCUUAAGUGCUCAUAUACAAAACUGCAUGGCUCAAACAGGAACAACGGAGGCCAUGCUUGCAAAAGUAAAGUCUGGAGUCAUGGUGGAUGAUCCCAAUUUUAUAAAAUUUAUAUUUUGCGUUGAAAAAUUGUCCGGUUUAAUAAACGAAAACGGAGAUAUUUACAAGGAAGCUUUAGAAAUAAAAACAACCAUAAGCAUAGGAUCUCUGGAAAAAACUAUAGCGAUGGCCGACAAAUGUUCACAAUACAAAUCCACUCCUGAAGAAACCGCAUAUGAACUGUACAAAUGUUACAUGCUUGAUGGGUACAAUUUGUUUGAACAAUAAUAUAAACAAAAUUAUGUGUUUUUAUCUAUAUAAUUAUUAGGUGAUAUUUUUAAUAUAUUUACACAAGCAUAUAUUGUCCUAUUAGAAAAUAAAUAGGCACAAACAUGUAUUUUGAAUUAAAAAUAUAAAUAAAGUUAAUAUGUUUUUAAUCAAUCCUAUUAAUAUACUAUUAAUUUUUUUACCA
Molecule: messenger RNA, 832 nt
Organism: Brassicogethes aeneus
Lineage: Eukaryota; Metazoa; Arthropoda; Insecta; Coleoptera; Nitidulidae
Source: the annotation of a GenBank genome assembly